CCUCGUGUUUACAAAUAAGAAUUUCACUAAUCGUAUUGUCACUUUAGAUCAACCUACGAUCGACAAACAUUGUGAUAGCUUUUUAACGUUUAGUGAUCUUAUUUGUGACAUGAUGAGCAAACAAGCCAAAACAAUACGUGGAUCCGCCAAAGUUUCAUGUGAUACGGAUCCUAUAAGUACAACUGGAAUGGCAUCAACUAGUCAAGAAACAAAAGAAAAAAAUGAAGGUCAUUUAGAUUUGUAUCGAAUAAGUGAUAAAACAAAAGAAAUACUUUGUUCUCGAAACAUUUCAAGUUUAUUUCCGAUUCAACAAAAAACGUUUAAUGCUAUUUAUGAUGGGAAACAUGUAAUAGGUCGAGCAAGGACUGGAACGGGAAAAACAUUAGCAUAUGCUCUUCCAACAAUUGAAUCUUUAAGUUUUUUUAAUCGGUUUUCUAAAAAGGGAUGCCGAGUUUUAACUUUAGUACCGACGCGAGAGUUAGCUCAACAGGUCACUUCCGAAUUCGUUAUUUUAAGCCGAUCUAACACAUUAUUUCAGUCUGUAUCUCUUGUGGGGGGCGUAUCUGAAGAACCACAAGUAAGAGCAUUAAAUCAAGGUGCACAAGUUGUUGUUGGAACUCCAGGCCGUAUUUUAGACUUAUUAGGUCGUAAUUUAUUGGAUUUAAAAAAACUUCGAGUUUUUAUAUUAGAUGAAGCUGAUCAAAUGCUUGAAAUGGGAUUUAAAGAAGAUGUUGACAACGUUUUGCAAAAUAUAGCAACAUGUAAAAAGUCUAAAGAUAAAAAUCUUAAGGUUCAAAUCCUUUUAUUUACAGCCACGUUACCAGCAUGGGUAAUUGGUAUCGCUAAUACAUAUAUGAAUGAGGGGGAGAAAAUUACAGUGGAUGUUGUAGAAAAUGAACAAGUAUCAACUGCUAAGGGGAUACGUCAUUUAACAAUUGUUUGUGGAUUUCAUCAACGUUCAAUGGUAUUGGAUAAUGUUAUAACAUACUAUGCUGGAUCUUCAGGCCGAUGUAUUGUGUUUGUUGAAACAAAAGCAAACGCUAACGAUAUUUCAAUGAACUCUGGUAUAAGUCAUUUUUGUCAAGUUCUUCACGGAGAUAUUCCACAAAAACAAAGAGAAAGUACUUUAAAAGCAUUUAAAGAUGGGAAAUUUCGUUGUCUUGUGGCAACCGACGUAGCAGCUCGAGGACUGCAUGUUGAUAAUAUUGAAUUAGUAAUUCAAUUAGAACCUCCAAAAGAUGUUGACACCUUUAUUCAUAGAUCAGGACGAACUGGUCGAGCAGGUGCUAAAGGGGUCAAUAUUGUUUUUAUUAAUCCAAUGAAUGCACCUUUUAUAAAAACGAUUGAAGCAGCCACGGGUAUAAAAUUCUCACGCGUUGGUGUACCUCAAAUGGAACAACUUUUAUCCUCAAAAGCUCAUGAAAUUGUUGAGCAAGUUUUUCAAAGAAAACCUUGUGAGGAUGAUUUAAACCGUUGCAAAGACGCGGCUAAAGAACUACUAUCACAAACGACACCCGAAAAAGCCGUGUGCUUACUUCUUUUACAGUUAGCUGGUUUCAUGGAGAAAUCAUCAGAAACGAAAGUGGUUUACUCUAUUUUGAGUGGUAAUGAAGGUUAUCGCACGUAUCAUAUCGCUUUUCUAUCAAAUACAAAAAUUAAAUCAAAAAAUUAUAUAUGGCAAGUUUUAAAAAACGGUAUUGCAGUGGAUCAAAAUACGCUCAAUAAUUUUCAAUCCAUGACACUAACGUCUGACGAAUGUGGAGCUCUUUUUGAUGUUCCGUGUGACAAGGUUGAAUAUUUUGAGGAUUGCCUCUCGACGGCUAUGCAAUUGCCCAAAAAUAAUGAAAGCUUUACGGUGAAUGUUGCAACGGAGUUACCUGAAUUAAAUGAUGCUCGAUUCAUUGUAAAUACACCAGCAUCUUCAAAUCAUAAAAAUCCAUUUGCAAGAGGUAGCAAACGGCAACGAGAAAAUAAUAAUUUUAGCAGUAAUUUUAAAAAAUCUAAAUGGCAGCGAUAAAUUUUUUUUUCUAUUUACUAAUUCCGUUAAUUCAAAUAAAUUUUUUAUAUAAAGCUGUUAAAACACAAAAUGACGCUACUUGACAAACA
Molecule: messenger RNA, 2106 nt
Organism: Hylaeus volcanicus
Lineage: Eukaryota; Metazoa; Arthropoda; Insecta; Hymenoptera; Colletidae
Product: ATP-dependent RNA helicase DDX50-like
Exons: 3
Coding region: 110-2017 (635 amino acids)
Molecular function (GO): ATP binding; RNA binding; helicase activity
Source: RefSeq, a predicted model, not a curated record